Molecule: messenger RNA, 2193 nt
Organism: Sardina pilchardus (European sardine)
Lineage: Eukaryota; Metazoa; Chordata; Actinopteri; Clupeiformes; Clupeidae
Product: rho-related GTP-binding protein RhoA-C
Exons: 5
Coding region: 89-670 (193 amino acids)
Biological process (GO): small GTPase-mediated signal transduction
Cellular component (GO): cytosol
Molecular function (GO): GTP binding; protein kinase binding; GTPase activity
Source: RefSeq, a predicted model, not a curated record
GUGAAAUUGCGUGGCAUUGUGAAAGUGGGCGGAGAUUAAGACCCUGGUAGGGAGAAGAAGGAAAGAGGACACACCGCAUAUUGAAACGAUGGCUGCCAUUCGUAAAAAGCUUGUGAUUGUUGGGGAUGGAGCCUGCGGAAAGACCUGCCUUCUCAUAGUCUUCAGUAAAGACCAGUUUCCAGAAGUUUACGUGCCCACUGUAUUUGAAAACUAUGUGGCGGACAUUGAAGUGGAUGGAAAACAGGUGGAGCUAGCCUUGUGGGAUACUGCUGGUCAAGAGGACUACGACAGAUUAAGACCCCUAUCCUACCCAGAUACUGAUGUCAUACUUAUGUGCUUUUCCAUAGACAGUCCUGACAGCUUGGAGAAUAUUCCAGAGAAAUGGACUCCUGAAGUCAAGCACUUCUGCCCAAACGUGCCUAUCAUCCUUGUGGGCAACAAGAAAGACUUGCGCAAUGAUGACCACACACGAAGGGAGCUUGCCAAAAUGAAACAGGAGCCGGUGAAGACAGAGGAGGGAAGGGACAUGGCCAACCGCAUCAAUGCCUUCGGUUACCUAGAAUGCUCUGCCAAGACAAAAGACGGCGUGAGGGAAGUCUUCGAGAUGGCCACCAGGGCCGCGCUGCAGGCCAAGAAACGUGGCAAGAAGAACGCGUGCCUGCUGUUAUAGAAGCCUUCGCCUGGACAGGGAGGAGACGGGGAGGGGGAUGAGGGGGCCCAGAGAACACAGAAAGGGAAGGGACGGGACAGGACAGGAUGGGGCAGGUUUGUCUUUCUGGUGUGGAUGCAUUGGGAGGGAGGAAGGGGGUCAGCAGAGGUUAAAGGUCGCCAUUAGCUUGGCAUGGGAGCUCUGACCUCUAAGACACCCCGGGAAGGGUUGAUGGGGGGAGGGGUGGGGUAACGUGAAUAGGCCUACCAGCGGCACUCUCUCGUAAGGCUUGCCUCAGUAAAUCCAGUAGUAAGAGGGUGGGAGGGGUUAGGAGAGGACUCAUACUGGGAUUCAUGGAUAAUUUUUUUCAGUGGUUUUGACUCCCUUAACAACCCCCCUUUACGCCCCACUUUUAUAAAUGGCUCUACGAUAAUUGGCUCCCAUAGGUUUACGUACUGUCUCUAGUGGCAAGUUCGAAACGGUCAUGUUGUCUGUCCGAACGAUUGUAAGUACGUUUGUAUAUGUUUGUAUAUGAGUGUGUGUAUGUGAAUGCAUGUGUGUUGAAUCUGUCUGUUGUUUUUCUCUCUAUCUCUCUCUGUGUGGAUGUUGACUGUAUGACCCUCCUCUAUACUGAAUUUAAGCACAGGGAGGUCAACACUGCAGGGUGGGUUUCCCUACUAUUCUGCCUCCUCUCCAUUGCUUCUCUUCUGGUAGCUGAUGUCACAGAACAUUCUGGAUGUUUCUCUCUUUUUUUUUUUUUUUUUUUUUAAUUAUUAUUAUUCCAAUAUAGUGAUUCAAACCAUUUGCAGUUCAGGUAUAUUUAAAAAUCUAUCAGCAUCUUUUUUUUUACAUUUAGAUGUAAGGGCCAUCCUGCUCAUCAAGUUUGUGAGAGUGUGUUUUAUAAGCUUGCCUGUGUGUAGAUUUUUAAAUAACUGCUUUGGUUUGAUCACCUCUUUUGAUGUUCAGUGGAGGAGUACAGCACAGUACUGUAUACCAAGAGUAACUGACACACAACAUUCGGUCUUUGUGUCAGGAAGGGUUAUGAUAUUUGUACUUGAUUAUUAAAAGUUGCAAAUUGAAAAUGGCAUUUUACUUUUAUGGCACGCUUUUGAGUGGAAUUUUAAGUUAGUGAUAUUUGUCAGGUUCUGUGUGCUACUCCCUCCAAUCUCCUCUCUUUUGAAUAUAAUGUUAAUUAUGAUUAGUAUUAUUAUUAUUACCAGUAAUAAUAAUAUUAUUCUCUUUUCUUUCAAUGCUCUUGAACUGUAUAUUUAACCCUGUGUGAAUUCUACUGGCCUUUCCUGAAGCAGUUACUACUCCUUAAAACACAUCUUCAGAAUCUAUCAUGAGAAAUAUUUAGAUUUUAAAAGUAAACCAUUGAAAGUGCAUAUAUUAUUGUUUUAAUUGGAGUUUAUUCUAAAGAAAUCAAUUGCAAUUGUGUUGUAUGAAAAAAAAGUAUCUUGGUGCAUUUGACUUUUUGUAAAAUACAUUUCCAUAUUUCUUCAAUCUGCUUUAAAAAAUACUUCAAAUAAAUCUGAUUUAGUUUA